CAAAUAAAAAUGGCGCCAGAAUAAUUCACAAUUUUCAAUUUCAGAAACCCUUCCAAUUUCGGAAAAUCGCUACUGCGAACUGCAACUACAAUGUCGAAAUCCACGCUCUUCAUCGCCGUCCAAUGCUGCGAGUGCUCCACCAUGCAGGUGAAGCAGCAGAAAAAGAGCAGCAGUAAAUGGAAUUGUGUAAUCUGCAAUCAAAAGCAAUCUGUUACCAAGAUCUACGCUCAAAGUUAUCAAGCUAAGGAUAUCCGAAAAGUCGUUCAAUCCUUUAACAUGUCUCGCAAAUUUCAUGAUGAAAUGCAGCAACCGGAACAGGAACAAUCUCCUAAUGGUGGUGAUUCGGAGAUUGAGGAGAUUACGGUCAAACGACGUACUGAUUGGAGCGAGUUUAUGGAAGAUGAUAAUAUUUCAGAACCUCAUUAUUUGAAAUCAAAAUUAGUUAACAAUGCAGAGAAUAAUAUGGAUGCCGAGCCAAGAGAGAAAAAUAUAGUACCGGAGCCAAGAGUUGUCACUGAGCUUCCUGAGGAUUUAAUGUUUAAGAAACCGAAAUUGAAGGGUAAAUUUGGUGGUGGUUCCUUUGGCAUUGAUAAAAAUCAUUGUUACAAGCCAAUUGUUUCAAAAAGAGGAAUUUCAACAAAAAUCAUCAUGAAAACUCAGCAAAGCACUUCGAAUCCAAGAUCUGGAUCAGUAUGUGAUGAAUGCAUGGUGGAUGACAAUGAUCUUAUCAGAGGUAACAGGGAACAGUGUGAGCAACAGCAACGAGACACGGGUUCAAUAAUGAGGAUCAAAGGUGCAGCUAGACAUUUAGAGCAGUGGCGGCAGCAGCAGCUACAGCACACGAAUAUGUGCAAGGAAGUGAAGCAACCAGGUGCCUCCAAAUGGAGUAAGUACAUGACAGAACAUGAAGAUGUUGAUAAUAUUGACAAAGGGUUGAGACCUGCUUUUGCUGAUGAUUUCAGAUUGAUGCGUGGUUAUAAACUUGAAAAGGAAGGUAUUGAUCAACCUGUUGAGGAAGAUAUCCACCCAGAUUUCUUGUAGUUCCUAAGUGCAAAAUCGAUAUAUCGGUGAAAAUUUCUUCCCAUUUUCAGAGAUUUUGAUAACUUGCUAUACUCUGAUUCAUACUUUGGUUAUUAGUUUCAAUAAAGGGCCUUUGAAUUGCAUUUGAAAAUUGAAAGUCAAUUGGUUCUAAAUAUGAUAUUUCUAGUACUCUAAAAUCAGAUCAUCAAUUAUAUGAGAUACA
Molecule: messenger RNA, 1243 nt
Organism: Amaranthus tricolor (Joseph's coat)
Lineage: Eukaryota; Viridiplantae; Streptophyta; Magnoliopsida; Caryophyllales; Amaranthaceae
Exons: 5
Coding region: 91-1041 (316 amino acids)
Biological process (GO): mitotic G2 DNA damage checkpoint signaling
Cellular component (GO): nucleus
Molecular function (GO): chromatin binding
Source: RefSeq, a predicted model, not a curated record